Cuculus canorus (common cuckoo) is the source of this 3716-nucleotide messenger RNA. RefSeq names its product methyltransferase like 18 (gene METTL18). The record is from RefSeq and is a predicted model, not a curated record. Gene Ontology annotation, biological process: peptidyl-histidine methylation, to form tele-methylhistidine. Lineage: Eukaryota; Metazoa; Chordata; Aves; Cuculiformes; Cuculidae. Bases 508 to 1554 code for a protein of 348 amino acids. The transcript is spliced from 2 exons. Gene Ontology annotation, molecular function: protein-L-histidine N-tele-methyltransferase activity.
CUGGAGCAAAGUUCAGACCUGAGCUCAUCAAGACGACACAGUGAGGAAGGACUCAGAAUCACAGAACAGUUAGAGUUGGAAGGGACCUCAAACUCCAUCCAGUUCCAACCCUCCUGCCAUGGGCAGGAACACCUCCCACUGGAUCAGGCUGCCCAAGGCCCAUGCAACCUGGCUUUGAGCACCUCCAGGGAUGGGACGUCCACAGCCUCCCUGGGCAACCUGGGCCAGUGUCUCACCACUGUCAUGGUGAAGAAAUUCUUCCUAAGGAGAUAAGAUAAAGAGCAUCAGAGGAUUAUGAUGGUACAAAGGAAAUGCGAUAAGGAAUCUGCCUGAUUCACUGGCAAAGGAUCUGAUGUUCUACCUGCUAAGCACUGUUCUUCAUCCUGGCAAACAUAUAAAAACAUCCUUUAUAAAAGAAAAGAAACAAACAAAAAAAGUCUUUGUACAGUGUCGCUCUUGGAUUCUGACUGUAAUAAAUUAAGCCCACUUCUUUUUUUAUUCCUGAAAAUGGCUUUUCGAUUUAACUUUUUAAUUGACGAAGCAGACACUGAUGAUCAGACAGACCUGCAGUUCUGCAAUCCUGAGCAUGAAUGGGGAUCCACAGAAAAGAGAAGGCAAACUGCUAAGGCUGUGGCAGGCUCCAGCCCAAGGCUGGGCCACGACAGGCACGGAGAUAAGAUGCCAUCAGAGAAAAAGAUCAGCUUUAAAGCUGCCAAGGAGCACCAGGUACCUGGAGAUGUCAACAAAGUCUUGGAAAAUAAAGUCUUGGAAACAGUAUCAGGUCUCUAUUACAUAAAUACAUCUGCUGUGGAAAUGACGUGUGUGGACAGUGCCGAUGCAGAAGGGAUCGUGUCUAAAAGUAUUUCUUCUCACUCUGAUCUCAUCCCAGGAGUUUAUGAGGGAGGACUGAAAAUUUGGGAAUGCACCUUUGACCUCAUAGACUACUUUUCUGAGGCCAAAAUACAGUUUAUGGACAAGACUGUAUUGGAUCUUGGCUGUGGGGCGGGACUGCUGGGAAUAGUUGCUUUACAGGGUGAUGCUGAACAAGUCCACUUUCAGGACUACAACAGCACCGUGAUUGAUGAAAUCACCUUGCCCAACGUGGUGGCUAACUGUGUCGGUGAAGGCAGCAGGAAGGGCAGUGGAGAUGCUAGGAAAACUAGUGAGCCUCCUUCCAAGAGGCCCAAGAAAGCAAAGUACUCACCUAGUGCGCUCGGCAAAUGCCGAUUUCUUUCUGGAGGGUGGCCUGAAGUCUGUCAGCUCCUGCUAAGCAGCAACAGACCCUUUUCAAAGUAUGAUAUGAUUCUCACAUCUGAGACCGUCUACAAUCCUGACUACUACAGUGCUCUGCACAACACACUGGCUGAGCUCUUAGAUAAAAACGGCCGUGUGUAUUUGGCAAGCAAAGCACAUUAUUUUGGUGUUGGUGGUGGAGUCUACCUCUUUGAGAAAUUCAUUGAAGAGAAAAACGUGUUUAGGAGCAGCAUAGUUAAAACAAUCGAUCAAGGACUGCAGCGAUGCAUUAUGGAAAUGGCCUUCAGAGAUUCCAGUUAAAAUUUAACCACUGAUUCUUCAAAAAUAUCUUAAUGAUACAAUAUUUUAAUACUCGUGUCUCUUUGCUUUUUCCUGUGUUGAAUUUUCUGCUUUGAUAAAUUAGGAUGCUUGUUGUUGAAAUGUUUGACAAAUUGUGAUGUCUGGCUAGAAGCGCAGAACUCCUCUGUUGCUGCUUUUGCAUAGAAAAGUGGAGCUGUGCUUAAACCAUCAUCUGCUUAUGCCAAUUAAUUGUCACUUAUAUGUAUUUUAAAAAUGAAGCAAGUUGCCAUUCCCGAUUCCUCUCUUGCCUUCUCUGGCAGUGCCAGAACUGUACCCAACAGGAGGGGUUGCUGAGCACAACCUGAGCAAGAGCAUUUGAGAGCAUUUAGCAUCCCAAUAUCAUGCACAGAGGAGUUCCCAAGGGUCAGGCUCUCAGCUCAGGCACAAUCUCAGAAUCGGCUUCGUACCUGUGCUCUGCUGCUUUGCCACCAGAGGGGGCCGUGACUGUAUUUAUCACUUCUGUUCUGCUAAUAAUCUCUCAAAGUUCUGUAAUGUUUCUAAGUGUAAUGCACACGGGGAUUUUAUUCAGUCCUUUGAGAAAGCAUACCAGAGUACCGGUGUGGUCUGUACAUUUUUAUAUUCAGAUUUUGACAUAUCACUAUCAGAAAAUUUCCAAAAGGAACUGGGAAAAGCCGUACUACUUUUAGAAAUUAAUACAACAUUUCUCUUGUAUUCAAAACUAAGCUGAAAGAAGACUCUACACAAGAUAAGCUUCUUACCAACCAACCAAUAAACCUACAAAUGCAGACCAGGAAACUGGAGGAUGACAGGACUGAGCUUUAGGUCACAGUUGGGAAGGGAGAUAAACUGUGCUGUUACAGCAGAUUACUGACUUGAUUGCUGUAAUGUUUCCUACCAAGAUUUUCCCAGAAAUUCCAUUUUCAAAACUUGCCAGAGGUACUGCUCAACACACACCUCUUCUGUCUUCUCAGCAGUUUGGCAGGGCAGCAGUUGCCUGUGCACAAGUCUCUCCUGUGUCAAAAGAUAGUAGUGUUGCUGAAGAAAUUACCUUACUGAAAAUGAAAACAAGCCCAAAGAACUACAAAACCUGGUCCUGAGCGCAUGAUGUCAGCAACAAUUCACACAAAAGUAGUCCACUGCAUGUUUUGUCUCAAGCAAAACUGGACAAAAAGGUGUUGCAGAAUUUCUAAUGUGUACAUCAAAGCUACUUAUCAUCAUGCGGCCGCCCUUGCAGAAUAUAAACUGAGAGACAGCCAAAUACUGCAGUAAACUGAAUGCAAGGAUACUUAGUGUAGGGGAGAAAGGACAACAGUCUCAGAGGACAGAAAGUAACUUAUUACAGCAGUGAUCUAAAUCACUAAUUAUUGUGUAAAGUUCCUGUCACUGGACACUAUGGAAGUCAACUGUAAGAUGCCUAUUGUGACCAUGUUGCUAUUAAGAUAGUGACAGAGGAUUUCCUGUACUUUACAAAAGAGCCUUAACAACUACUGUUGUUCCAAAAACAAUUGUAAGUGGACUAUUUUGAAGGGAUGCUUUGGAGACUACUGAAGUUGCUCUUUUUAUAGGAGAGAGCAAAAAAAAACAUUCAGUUGUGCCAUGGCUGUGAUUGUGCUUUGGAAUUUUUCCAUAUCAACUCUAAAACUUACUGAUGACAGACAACUACUGACUACAGAUUGUGGAACAAAAAGAAGGUUUAGCUUUGGCAGAUCAAUAAAGUGCUGUUAACAGUUCUUAUUUUGUCAGAACUGGGAAGCUGGAAGCAAAGUGGCUACCACUUGCCCUUUCUCAAACCUUAGUUACAAGACAAAUGGGGGCUUGUACGUAAUGACUGAAGAGCUUGUUCUACACCUGCUAGGCCUAAUGCUGAUCCAGAGAAUGGUACCUGAAACAAUAAGAAAUGUUGACCACUAUGAGAAUAGUUAAGAACAAAAUCUCAUGUAUUUUUUGAUUAAUAAAGGUGGUGCUUAAAUCUCCUAUCAUAAUGCUUCCUCUUGAAAACACUCCACAAACAAACUCACAGUCUUGGGUUUAAUAAACUACUCCUUUGCUCAGCAUCCUCAUUUUAUUCCUGAAUUGUUCAACCAUAGCUGUUCUCAUGCAAAUAAACAAUCAGAUUCUUUUAGGACUUUCAACUAAAGACUGCUAAAGCCACAGUCUCACAG